AUGGAGAACUUUGCUGCCUCAGGAGCUUCGUCAUCGCAGAGCCCGGACUGGAGCAAGGAGUCAGUCGACCUCCAGUCGGUCCCGACCCUGAGAGUAGGGCCCGGCGGUUCCGUCCUCUUGUACAACUUCGACCUGCACGGGGAGGCGCGGCGCGCGCAGCUGCAGACCUACUUCGGCAUCUGCAGGCAAGCCACCGGCGUGCACGUAACCACGUCCUGCUUCAAGGUUUGGAGGCAGAACAAGAAGACCAACGCCUUCGGCAAGGUGAUCCCGACGACGCCCUUCGCGCAGAUGCCCUCGGGUGCGCCCCCCGUCCGCGUGUUCUUUUUCGACGACAACCUGGACCUCCACGGCGCCGAAUCGGACCCAGGCAUAUGCAAUUUACGCGACACGCACACGGCGAAGUUUGUGAGUUUCGCCGAUGGCAGGAACGGCUUCACCCGGGGGCGAGCAGGCCGCCACACCUCCAUCCUGCACAGCACCGAGUACAACAGCGUACUGGUGAAGGCGAACAUCCUGGACGCCAUAGAGGACAAGGAUUAUUUCCAUGCCAUCAUAGAGGCCUACUCCAAGCCGGGGGAGAAGUUGAUCGUCUACAUGGAUGUGAAUUCGACGAUCGUGUGCAACGACUCGGUGCAGAGCAAGGACCUCUCCGCCUCCCUGCUUAGCACUAUGUUCGAGCUGAUGGUGCUCGUCCCAAGGUCGCCCUUCGACUUCGGCUGGGGUUCCUGCCCGCCGGUGAGCGUGCAGAAGAGGUGUUCGUUGAAGUCUCUCGUGAAGGACUUGACCAUCAACGACCACAGGGCCUACAAUGCAUUCUUUUCCGAGGCCAAUUGCCAGACCUUUUUGAACGAUCUGAUCAACUUCGCGGAUGUUAGGUGGGGCGACGCCGACGAGAACAUGACGCCCACCGAUUUCGUCACCAUGUACAGCAAGUAUCUGCAGACGGUCUCGCAAGGCAUCGACGCGAGCGGCACCGCCCAGAGCUGGUUCCGCUGCGCCCGCGCCAUGCAGGCGGAGCACCUGCUGAUGCUCAACUCCUUCGGCGUGGACACGCGGAAGGUCGUUCUUGCAACGGAGCCGGACGAGACCAAGGUCCUGCAGCUCUGCGUGAACUACGAGCUGUGGGACAAGCGGGACGUGGACAAGUUCGGCGAGCAGUUCGCGGAGCCCGCCUGA
Molecule: messenger RNA, 1179 nt
Organism: Prorocentrum cordatum
Lineage: Eukaryota; Dinophyceae; Prorocentrales; Prorocentraceae
Source: the annotation of a GenBank genome assembly